ACAUUGUUACUAGCUUGCUGUUUCCCUUCGGAUAGGUUUCUGCUUCAGCCCGACACCAGCAUAGUAGCUCUCGUAACCGAAGCAUGAUCGACAAGAGAACCAAACCAUAGUUACCAAGUUUUUGCGAAUCGCAGUAUCGCAUCAUCAAACCAUUGUUUUGAAACAAAUUAUUGCACGUGGUUUGAUAAAGCAAUUGAUAGAACUAUUAGCACUUGACUCUGGCACCAUCCGCAAUUUCGUCCAGGAAUACUCUGCAUCCCAGACUCGUUGCAUAAACUCGAACGUCCAGGGUUUGUUCUCCUCGAUCAUAAAAUAGGAGCAGAACACAACAUAACACAACAGAUCCCCUUCUAGAUCCCAAACACAACAAAGCAAUUGGAAUUCCACGGAUUGUGGAUUGCUUUGACUACAAGAAUCCAAACACAAACACAUUUCGCCAUGCUGGCCCGAGAACGCUUUCAGACCGAAACCCCCAACGUCAUUGAUCCGGGAGAAGAAAGCCCCCCACUUCCCUCUCGCUGCCGCAAUGACUGGGGCCAGGGCAACGGUAGCCGCAACAAGGUCUCAGGGAGCAGCGGUGCCGAAGGAAAUGGGAGCAUCUAUACCCGAAACGGGAACAAGGGAGCCAUCUCGAAGGGCAUCAAGAUUCGCUGCGUUCCCAACGAGGACAUCGAGGACAGCGACGAUGAUGUAAUCGUGUUCGAGAGAAUCAGCAGUAGCGACAGUAGUUUCAGCAGCAGCGACGAUGCGGAAACGAAAGAAGAACCGUUCGAAGACGAAGGCAAUCCUUCGCGCGGCAAGAAGCACUCGAAAAAGACCAAGAAGAACAGGCGAUCCCGCAAGAACCAUCUCGAUCGCCGGUUGAGUCUCAACGAGGACGACGAGGACGAAAACGGAAUCGCCCAGGCCCGUCUCUUUGCCGCCGCCAUGCUCAACGAGUCCGAGAAGCGCCAGCGCAACAUGCGCGGCCUCAUGAUCAGCACCGACUACUACGAUCGAAACAGUAUGAGCAGCCAACGGGGGAGCAGCCACACCCCCCAAGACCCCCAGUCGAAGCUGCGCCAGAUGAUGCAGCGUGCGUCUUCCAUCAGCAGCAUCGGAACAAGCGACGGGAACGCCCUGAAUCGCACGGCAUCGCUUCGAAGCCUGGGGGCACGCCAGUCUUCUGCUCGACACAUUCUCGAUGAGAAGCAUCUCGACAAUAUCUGGCUGGUAGACGACACCCAUGGCGUCAUUCUAAAAGGGGGAGAAGAACCUUCCAUGACCUCGUUUGUUCGGAAUCGACUUAUCUGGAGGAUUGUGGCGUUGUUGGUUGGGAUAAUCCUGUUGAUCGCAUUCUCCGUAGCGAUGGAGUCUUCGAGAUCCUCCGGAGGGACCACAGCCAUCACGGGUGACUCCUCGGCAGCGUUGGCCAUUGCCUCCGACGCACGUCUCGCCGAAAUCGUUGCGUUUUUGUCCGAUGCAGACAUUUCGGCGCCGGGUGACCUCUACAUGUCUUCUUCGCCACAAUUCAGGGCCGCCCAAUGGAUGGCAGAGGAGGAUUUCGAGAAACUCCCCGUCCCCAAGCCCGAUGCGCUGGUCUCGUUUGAAAAGGGAUGGACCAGCACCAUUCCUUCUUCGCCCUCGUCCGGUCUCCGUGCCGAAGAGGCGACUGCGCCCUUCAAUUUUGUCCAGCGCUACGUGCUAGCCGUCUUCUACUUUGCGGUCGGGGGAAACGACUGGGGGGAAACCUAUCACUUUGCCUCUACCGAUCGACACGAAUGUUCUUGGUACAAACCAGUUGACAAGGAAGCUGAAUUUGGCCCUGGUGUUGAUGACGACGGCAGCAAGAGCAACAGGGACAACAUCUUCAACAACUACGAUGCCAAGUACGAUGCCAUGGGGGUUAUGUGCGAUCGCGACUUGCAGGUUCGAGAGAUUUUGUUGCGUAAGUUUCUUUGAUUCCUUCGUUUUAUACCAAUACUGUCAACAAAGACCUAUGCUGUACGGUUCACAUCCGUGCACGAUCUGGGUCUAACCUCUCUUUUUCAUUAUGUGAUUUGCGUUGUAAUCAUAGCCGCCAACAAUCUCCGGGGAAGCAUCCCCAGCGAAAUCAAACACCUUAGCAGUCUCCAGAUGAUUCACCUGGGUGGCAAUUCCCUCACGGGAACCAUCCCAGAAAAUAUCCGAUAUUUAUCGCACCUUACGGAACUGGACCUGAGCCACAACGAUCUGACGGGGCAAAUGAGUCCGUACUAUUGGCUUGGCGAACGGCUGACGAAGCUGGAAUACCUGAAUCUUUCCGACAACCGAUUGGAGCUCCUACCCUUUUUUGAGGAACUCGGAAGCAGUGGCGAUCACAAUCACAGCAACCGUCGCCAACCCAUUGGGGGCGAAACCUCUCUCGUGAAGCUGUCCCUUGGUGGGAACAGGUACACUAGCAAGAUGCGCAAUGGGCAGCAGGAAGAGGAGGAGGAAGAUAGCUCCAAUGGCAGGUCCAGCAUGAUUCUUCUUCCCAGCGAAUUUCGAUACCUCACCAACCUCCGGGAAUUGUCACUCGCAAACAUGGGCCUGGGCGGGAAGCUUCCUUCCUGGCUCUUCCACGAACUUCCCGAGCUGCGCGUUCUGGAUCUCUCACAGAACCUCCUGACCGGGACCAUUGGCGAAAACAUGAACCAAAACAACCUGUUCGGUGAAAGCAAGAAUCAAGACCAGCACCAAAAACCAUCUUGGGCGCUUUCCACGACGUCACUGCCCUUGCAGCACCUGAACGCGCUUGUCCUGCACGACAAUCCCCUCACGGGGACCCUGCCCGAAUUUAUCGGAUUGCUUCCAGCACUGAGUAAGUCUUCUGCCGCAUGGUUGGUGGCACCUGUUGGUGUCGUCUAGUUCCGUUUAUACUUCUACCAUUCCAUCGUUGAUUUCAUCUCUCACUUUUUUUCGUGACUAUAUUGCCCCGCAGCAACCCUUUCUCUGCACCACACUAAUAUCACGGUGGGAACAGAUGCAGCAAAUUUCAUCUGCUGGCGAGACGAGUCGGUCCUGGAAUCGCUGACGACAGACUGCGGAGACAUCACCUGCCCCUGCUGCAUCGAAAACUGCUGCGACGGCGUGGACUGCUACAAGGACGUCGAUUGGGACAACAUCGGUGGCGGUGGUUGGAACACCAACGAACAAGGGGACCACAAUUAGGAGCAUCAAUUGCUGCAAGAACUCAUGACGCCCAUUUAUACUAGACCCGAUGGAUCGAGGCAGAACGCACACAAGCGCUGUUCGCUUUCAUCUACUUCACUGAUAUUGUAUUAGAACAAUAUCAUGGAGGCCUAUCCAUCCUCCGCUUGUUUGAUAAAAAACUAAAAGAAUGCAUUAUUA
This is a messenger RNA of Pseudo-nitzschia multistriata, 3351 nucleotides long. The record is from the annotation of a GenBank genome assembly. Lineage: Eukaryota; Bacillariophyta; Bacillariophyceae; Bacillariales; Bacillariaceae.